Aureobasidium subglaciale EXF-2481 is the source of this 1359-nucleotide messenger RNA. RefSeq lists its product as uncharacterized. The record is from RefSeq and is a predicted model, not a curated record. Gene Ontology annotation, molecular function: transmembrane transporter activity. The coding region runs from base 1 to 1359 and encodes 452 amino acids. Gene Ontology annotation, cellular component: membrane. NCBI's taxonomy places the organism in Eukaryota, Fungi, Ascomycota, Dothideomycetes, Dothideales, Saccotheciaceae. The transcript is spliced from 4 exons. Gene Ontology annotation, biological process: transmembrane transport.
AUGAAAGCCGAAGCUUCUGACGAGAACUCGAUCGUCUUAACAGAGCUUCCCUACUAUAAUCCCGGGGCGGAAGUUUCAGAGACCUCUGAUCUUGACAGAACGACUCUGUUGAAACUCAUUAGUGCUGGCUUCUCAUUCUUCGUCGCCGGAGUCAAUGAUGGCAGUCUUGGUGUUCUGAUCCCAUGGGUGAUCCGCGACUACGAUAUCAACACAGCCAUCCUUUCUAGUAUCUAUGGAGUGAGCUUCCUGGGAUGGCUUACGGCUGCUGUCACCAAUACACAUAUGAGCCAACGUCUUGAUCUUGGUACAAUGCUUGUGUUCGGAGCUAUCUUACAAGUCAUCGCUCAAGCUCUGCGAGUCUGGCCAGCGCCUUUUAGUGUCUACGUCACUACCUUUUGGCUCACGUGUGUUGGGCAAGCGUAUAAUGACACCCAUGCCAAUGCUUACGUUGCUGUUGCAGCCAAGGGAGCACACCGGUGGCUAGGGUUUAUCCAUGCUAUGUAUAUGGCAGGCUGUCUGGCAGGACCAUUUGCUGCCUCGCCAAUUGCAUCGUCUAGAGGCGCCUCUAGUGAUUCUUCACCAUGGUACUUCUUCUAUACGAUACCGCUGGGCCUAGGUGUUGCGAAUGUUAUUCUUUGUUCGGUCGCCUUCAGAGACACGCUACGUCUGAAAGCUAGAUCUUCGGAUUCGGCGCCAUCGAAUGAUACAAUCACUACUAUUUCGACCGUCGCUGAGCAGGUUCAAAGUGAGAAGAACGCACUUGGACUCAUCAAGAAGACUCUAGCUCAAAAGAGCUUCUGGUUCCUGAGUGUCUUUUACUUCUUCUACCUGGGCGCUACUGUUACAGCCAGCGGGUGGGUCGUGGAGUAUCUGGUCAACGUACGAAAAGGGAACAUAGUAUCGAUGGGAUAUGUUCCGGCUGGCUUUAGUGGGGGAGCAUUGCUGGGAAGACUGAUUCUGCCUGAACCUACCCGUCGCUUUGGUGAACGGCUGAUGGUCAGCAUCUAUUGUGUCAUCUGUAUUGGGCUCCAGAUCAUGUUCUGGCUAGUGCCCAACACUGUCGCAGCAGCCGUCGCGAUCAGCUUGGUGGGCUUCUUUUCCGGUCCGCUAUUCGCUACUGGCAUAUCGGUCGGCUCGAGACUCUUUCCAGCAGAUAUCCGAGCGACGGCGCUGUCAUUAGUGUUCGUGUUCGCACAGGUUGGCGGUUCGUUAUUUCCGGUCAUUACAGGACUCGUCAGCUCUCACAAGGGCGUUUGGGUACUCCAGCCGAUGCUGGUAGGCUUGAUUUCAGCCACUGCAAUUACUUGGUUGCUGGUACCUCUCCCGACGUCUUCAAACGCUGAGCUACACCAAGAGUAA